UGCUCUUGGAAUCUGUGACUGGUGGAGGUGCUGAGCUGUCCGCGUUCUCUCUUCCCGGUGUAACCAAGCCGCAGUGUCCACCGGCGAGGCUUGGUCCCCCUUCCUCGAGCACAGAAAGACGAGGAGGAAACCUGGGAGCGGCCGGUGGCCAGCCUGGGCCGCUCUGCUGCGGGUUGGCGACUCUGCUGCUACGCUUGCUGCUGUCUCUGGGAACCGGGUGCCAGCACUGAGGAGUCUUCAGUGGACAGCGACCCCCUUCCCCGGCUCCCCUGCCCGCCCUACCGGGGAGGGCGGAAGAUGCCGGUGAAGAAGAAGAGAAAAUCCUCUGGGGUGGCAGCGGCAGUGGCGGAAGACGGAGGCCUUAAAAAGUGUAAAAUCUCCAGCUAUUGCAGAUCCCAACCCUCUGCUAGACUAAUAAGUGGAGAGGAACAUUUUUCAAGCAAGAAGUGCCUGGCUUGGUUUUAUGAGUAUGCAGGUCCUGAUGAAGUUGUAGGGCCAGAAGGAAUGGAAAAAUUUUGUGAAGACAUUGGUGUUGAACCUGAAAAUAUUAUUAUGUUAGUUUUAGCGUGGAAAUUGGAGGCUGAAAGCAUGGGAUUUUUUACCAAGGAAGAAUGGUUAAAAGGGAUGACUUCAUUACAGUGUGACUGCACAGAAAAGUUACAGAACAAAUUUGACUUUUUGCGCUCACAGUUGAAUGAUAUUUCUUCGUUUAAGAAUAUCUACAGAUACGCCUUUGAUUUUGCAAGGGAUAAAGAUCAGAGAAGCCUUGAUAUUGAUACUGCUAAAUCUAUGUUAGCUCUUCUGCUUGGGAGGACAUGGCCACUGUUUUCAGUAUUUUACCAGUACCUAGAGCAAUCAAAGUAUCGUGUUAUGAACAAAGAUCAGUGGUACAAUGUAUUAGAAUUCAGCAGAACAGUCCAUGCUGAUCUUAGUAACUAUGAUGAAGAUGGUGCUUGGCCUGUUCUUCUUGAUGAAUUUGUGGAAUGGCAAAAGGUCCGUCAAACAUCAUAGCAAGAACUAUUGUGAAGAAAAUGCAAACCUUUUGAUUCCUACGUGUAUACAAGCUAAUGAGAUGAGGGGAAAAAAAAUCCAAAGGGUGCAUUUUUAUUCAUAUGACAGACUUCUCAUAGUACUUUUUUUUUCCUUU
Messenger RNA from Rhinolophus ferrumequinum (greater horseshoe bat), 1147 nucleotides. It is a transcript of the gene DCUN1D5, whose product is annotated as defective in cullin neddylation 1 domain containing 5. The transcript is spliced from 8 exons. The record is from RefSeq and is a predicted model, not a curated record. Gene Ontology annotation, biological process: protein neddylation; positive regulation of ubiquitin-protein transferase activity. Bases 298 to 1011 code for a protein of 237 amino acids. Gene Ontology annotation, molecular function: cullin family protein binding; ubiquitin-like protein binding; ubiquitin conjugating enzyme binding. Gene Ontology annotation, cellular component: ubiquitin ligase complex. NCBI's taxonomy places the organism in Eukaryota, Metazoa, Chordata, Mammalia, Chiroptera, Rhinolophidae.